GACAACACAACAUGUUUUUUCUAUAAAACUACAUAGUAAUCUAUCUUUAAAUUUACUUUCAAACUAAACUUCUCUUAAAUUAUGUCUGCUGAAAAGUACUUAACGUUUAAACUGUAAAGAUAAAUAAUUUAAUACGCCAUUAUGAUAGAAGGAUACGGUGCUGUAACUCAGGCCCUCUUAGGGACCCUCUUGACAUGGGGGCUCACAGCCGUUGGAGCCGGUUGUGUAUUUUUUAUAAGAGGGAAACAUAGAAAAUUACUUGAUGUAUCUCUUGGUUUCGCUGCGGGAGUUAUGACGGCGGCCUCCUACUGGUCUUUACUUGAUCCAGCUAUUAAAUUGUGCAAAGAAUCUGACUUGUAUGGUGAAAAUGGCAAGUUUGCAUUUUUGCCGAUUGCAGCUGGUUUUCUAUUUGGAGCUGCGUUUGUGUUCGCGACUGAUAGAUUCUUAGACUACUUAGGAAUUAGUUCAACAAAUAUGAUGAUGUCUAUUACAAAGACAAAAGAUUCAAAAGAGAAAUUGGAAGACUUGGAGAUGAUGACGGCGUUGAAUAGGCGACCGUCGACAAGCGUGGUCACAUUGGACGGCCCGCCACCGCCGGCUGAUUUUGCUGACUGCAUCACAAACCAGCAUACAGCUCAACGGCGGAGAGGGCAUCACAAUUCUCACCAUUCCUUGAAAGCUGGUGAGAAUGGCGAGGUCGACCGUCGUGACAGCGCAGCGCGGUCACUGGAGGCAAGGCAGUCACAAUGGAAGCGAAUUAUGCUUCUAGUAGUAGCCAUCACCGUCCACAAUAUACCUGAAGGUCUGGCCGUGGGCGUAUCAUUUGGUGCUGCCAAAGAACCAGCCAACUUCCACACAGCCAGAACUUUGGCGUUGGGAAUUGGCAUCCAGAACUUCCCGGAAGGACUUGCAGUCAGUUUACCUCUUCAAGCUGCCGGAUUCUCUGUUUGGAGGGCUUUCUGGUACGGCCAGUUAUCAGGCAUGGUGGAGCCUGUAUUUGGAGUGUUGGGCGCCGUAGCGGUGGCAGCAGCCCAGCCAGCACUUCCCUACGCGCUAGCCUUCGCAGCCGGCGCUAUGAUCUACGUGGUUGCCGAUGACAUCAUACCAGAGGCGAAUGCAUCUGGCAACGGCAAGUUAGCAACAUGGGGCUGCAUCAUCGGAUUCGUAGUAAUGAUGUGCUUGGACGUGGGCCUUGAGUGAUCGCUGCCGAUGAUAGAUGCAGACCAAACGACGACCACCACACGACUACCGGCAAAUUUAGAUAUUAAGUAUAGGGUAAACAAUUUAGGGUAUAUACACCUGCCUAUUCCAUGCUAUGUAUCUAAACGUUCAUACGAAAGCUUCAAUUAUUACACAGCGUCAAUAAUAAACGAUAUGAGCAAGUCGAAUACAGUGAUUGAUAUUCAUGGAAGUGUAAAUACUUUCCUCUAGAAGCAAAGUGGAUAGCUGAAUGAUUUGAACCUCGGUAACAUAUAAUUAAUUUGAUCUAAUUUCAUAAUUUGUUUUCAGUGUCCUCUGGACUUCUUAAGUAGAAAUUAUUCAGCUUCAUGAAUACAUUCGACUUGUUAACUUUUUACUAAUCCUGUAUAUGAAACAUGACCAUAUUUUCCUAAAAUUGAUGCUUCAAAAAAUAGGUAGUGUGACAAAUGUAAUUUAAUUACUUAAUAUUAACAUUAUAGUUUUCAAGUAUAAGAAUAAAAGUGACAUUUCCGCGUAUGUAUCUUCUAUAAAUCUAUAUAUUAUAUAAUUACCAAAUAAAGUAGUCAGCUAUAAUUAUUACUAUAAUAAAUAAUAUAUAUAUAUCAGUAAAUGCUCGUAGUGAGAAUUAUGAAAAUGGUGUAUUACUUGUAAAUAUGUAGUUAUAGCAAUACUAUUGAUAUUACACUGUAAGUGAAAAAUGUUACUGUUAAAUCCAUUUGUACUGAAUUAUACCUAAUGAUAAUGUUAUAUUUAUAUGUACUUAUAUAGAUUCGAAUGUAUGCAAAGCUUAUAUUAUAAUAAUAUAAUUGGAAAACGCUCAAUUGGUGAAUAAACAAUCGCCGUUAGGGGUACAACAAUAUACAUUAGCAGGCAAUUAUUAUUGCAAACAGUUUUGUAAUUCAGUAUAGAUUUUUGCAAGUUGUAUAGUUCAAUAUUAAAAAAGAUUUCUGUUUGUAUUUCCCACAUUAAUAAAAAAUUCCAAUACAAAAUUUGCAUUGUGGAGGAAUAUAGAAAAUAACUCGUACUCGCUAAUUAUUUCGUCACUGAACGGUUUCUAAUGUUGGACAAAUAACUAGGCAUACAGUGCUCGACGAAAUAUUAGUUGUUCACACACUGCUAAAUUUAUUUAUCUUUUCUAUGCAGACUAUAUAUUUAUUUACUUACAUCUUAUAUUUAUUUAUUCUAAUGUAAAUUAAGUAUUUUAGAUCCAAAAUUGAUGGAUUUAUUAUAAAUUAUUAGUUCAAUGUUGCUGUUUAUUUUAAUAUAAAAUUAUAUGAGUAUUUACGUGAAACUUGCAAUAUAAAAUAUUCUCAUUUUUGACGGACCAUCUCAUAUAAUUAGAUAGUGUUGCGAAUCCAAUGCAUAAGAACCGCGAGUACAAUUUACAAAUUAUAAUAUGUGCCAUGGAUGUAUCAAUAUUUUAGGUUAAAUUCCAAAUAUUAAAAAAUAUAGAAGUAUAAAGUAUUAGAAAUAAAUACUUAUAUAUAAAUUUAUUUCUAAUACUUUUUACGCAACUCCCAGAUAUAUUGGAUAAUGAUAUUCAUGUAUAUAAUUAUAAAUCAUUUCACAUAACGAAGUCCCGGUUAUUAUGCGACUAGUAAUAUUUGUUAUUCCACCAAGUAACUGCUAU
Molecule: messenger RNA, 2830 nt
Organism: Achroia grisella
Lineage: Eukaryota; Metazoa; Arthropoda; Insecta; Lepidoptera; Pyralidae
Gene: Zip48C
Product: zinc transporter ZIP11
Exons: 7
Coding region: 142-1200 (352 amino acids)
Biological process (GO): zinc ion transmembrane transport
Cellular component (GO): membrane
Molecular function (GO): zinc ion transmembrane transporter activity
Source: RefSeq, a predicted model, not a curated record